CUCACACACAAACACAAUAGCUCAAAGGUUUUGGGCAUGGUUUGAUAUAUUAGAGGUUUAAGCUUGCUGUCGAUUGGUACUCCUGGCGGCGACGGCGCAGAGCGGGUGCACAGCUUUGGUGUGCUCUUGCUAUGUGCCAUCAAGAAGUUUUAAAGGAGAGGAAAGCAGCAAUAAGAUUGGCCAAAAGAGAUUGGAAGGUGAAGACAAGAAGGAAGAUGGGGUCAUGGAAAAAUAUGGUAAUAAUGAAUCACAAGGCAAAGACAAGAGAAUCAAAGGGUGCAACAAUAGUAGGAAUAUCAGAUUCAUUGAGUCAAAAUCAAAUGGGCCUCACAUUGAAGCAACAGCUACUCUCAAGAGUAAUCUCAAGAAGACGACAACCUCAAUAGCAGAGGCAAAUCAACAAAGGAGGAAAGUAACCUGGCCUGAUGCACAUGGCAAGGAUAUUGCUCAUAUUCUAGAGUUUGAGCCAAGUGUUUCAGGAGAUGGGGAACUUGAGGGAGUAAGAAAUUCAUGUGUUUGUGCAAUUCAAUGAAACAAGACAUGAAUGGAGAGAUAGUUUUAAUAGCAAUGCUUCUUGAUGAUCAGCAUGUACAAUUUCAUUGUAAUGACAUAAACUUGAGCUACUGUUUCUGAAUUGCAUCCAAAGAAAUUAUCCACAUAACAAGUUUACCAUUUAGGCUAGCAAAGCCAGGAAAAGCUUGUGAUUGUGGUUAUGAUGAUGAGUUGCCACUUCUGAAUAUAUGCCAGAGUAAUUAUCAAAUGA
This is a messenger RNA of Mangifera indica (mango), 763 nucleotides long. RefSeq lists its product as uncharacterized. NCBI's taxonomy places the organism in Eukaryota, Viridiplantae, Streptophyta, Magnoliopsida, Sapindales, Anacardiaceae. The record is from RefSeq and is a predicted model, not a curated record. The transcript is spliced from 2 exons. Bases 224 to 532 code for a protein of 102 amino acids.